UUAAAAUCUUUUACAUUUCAUUUUGCCGCUACAACUUCUCCUCGCUUUCUCUCUCUACAAAUCACUACAUUACAGUGAGGUUUUCUGCAUUAAUCCGUGAUCCAAACACUCAAAUCAACUUGUUCUUCAUCUUCUCUGAACUAAUCUGCUUCAAUUUCACCCAAUUUUCGCCUUUUUUCGCGUGAUUUUGAAGCAAACUGUUCCAUCCGUUCGAUUCGAUCGUUGAUCAGUGGUUUCAGCAUUUGAAUUUCAUCAAUCGUAGAACAAAUCUGCUUGGAUCUGUGUUUGGUUGCUUGAUUUUCAACCGACGUCAUAAAAUUCGGGUUUGAUUGAUAAAAUUAGGGUUUUAAAGUGAAGUGAUCUGGAAAUGGGGGAUGUAAGUGAUAAGGGUUCUGAGUGUGAUGAGAUGAUGAAAUGUGAGAUGAGUCCGGAAAGAGGUGGAUCGGGUUCAUCGGACGGUGGUGGUGAUUUGAUCAAAAGUUGUGUGGAUUGUGGGACCACUAAAACGCCUCUCUGGAGAGGGGGUCCAGCUGGACCUAAGUCUUUAUGCAAUGCAUGUGGGAUCAGAAGCAGGAAGAAGAGAAGUGGAUCAAUGGGUACACAAAAAGAUGAUAAAAAACCAAAGAAAACCAGCACUGCAUCUGGUGGUGAUAGUCAAAGUAGUGAUUUGACCACCAGUAAGAGUAACAGCAUGUGUUUGAAGAAGAGAUUAAUGGUGUAUGGUUCAGAAAUGGUGUUGCAGAGACCAAGAUCAAGGGUGACUAAGAAGAGAAGGAUGGUUGGAGAAGAAGAACAAGCUGCAAUCUUAUUAAUGGCUUUAUCUUGUGGUUCUGUUUUUGCUUGAUCAAGAAAUAAAGUAAUGUAGUUUUAGGUUUUUGUUGGUGAAUAAUCCAAAUGUUGAAAGUUGAAAGUCAAGAGUGCAAAAUGUGUGACUUGUUUUUUUGAAUGGCGAAUGUUAGUUUACUUCUAAAUUGUAUCAAAUUAAUUCUAAUCUACUGUAUGCAUUAAACGGCA
Molecule: messenger RNA, 1014 nt
Organism: Helianthus annuus (common sunflower)
Lineage: Eukaryota; Viridiplantae; Streptophyta; Magnoliopsida; Asterales; Asteraceae
Product: GATA transcription factor 16
Exons: 3
Coding region: 368-844 (158 amino acids)
Biological process (GO): regulation of DNA-templated transcription
Molecular function (GO): sequence-specific DNA binding; zinc ion binding
Source: RefSeq, a predicted model, not a curated record